Molecule: messenger RNA, 1937 nt
Organism: Vespa crabro (European hornet)
Lineage: Eukaryota; Metazoa; Arthropoda; Insecta; Hymenoptera; Vespidae
Exons: 4
Coding region: 428-1840 (470 amino acids)
Source: RefSeq, a predicted model, not a curated record
CGUCGUACAAUUAUCGAAUCGCAAUAAUAUCGAUAACAAUUAACAAUGAGACUUUAGUAAGACUGUCGUAAGAUCUUUCAAGUUUUCGUAUUCUUAGGAAACAGAUAAGUAAGUACUUACAUAUUCAUGAAUGGGAUGUAUAGGUUAUCUCUCUGUACCGAUCGAAUGUAAUCUUGAUUUCUAAAUGGCGCCAAUACGAAGUAUCGACCGAGAAUAACCGAGGAAUGCCGAACGUAUUUAAAUUAAAAUCACGUGAUCGAUUUCGAUUAUUUUCAAAUAAUACCGAAGACCGAAGAAAAUGAUUGUAAGAAAAUUCGUGGGCGUUCCAAAUGAAAAGACAAAAGUCUCUCGAAAUCGUUUCCUAGUUUCACCGACUCUCGCUGAAAUAGACGGAAGGAAGACGUAUUCAUGCUCUGUUUAAGAAGUUAUGCCAUCGUACAAAAUCAAAUCCUGGACAUUGUCGUUGAUGUUAAUCUUCAUUACGUUCGAUUGGACGAGUUCAGAGGGUGGUACAACAAUUGGAAAUAGAGAUGGUUGUGGUGAAAGAUUGGAACGUGCUUUGGAUGCACUUCAAAGAGAUUCGAAUAGAAGAAGGAAUAGAUUAGAAGAGGGAGAGGGUCGAGAACCAAAUUAUCAAGAAGAAUUACGUUCGGCGCCAUUAGCAAUGACAAUUUCACGAAUCGUAGUUAAGUUUCCACAGAGUGGAAGAAGUCGAGGAAGUUCAUGGGCAAGAGUCGAAAAAUGUUUUUUCGAACCUUCGAGUAAUUCAUUAAAAACUAGAGUAACAUUCAAUGAUUUAUCAGUAUCAGGAACAGUAUCGUUGUUGAUGAGAGAAGAACGACGAUCUCAUAUACCUUUGGAAUCAUGUAGAAUGACUCUACGAUUGAGACAAGCUGGUAUAGAUAUUUUCACUGGUACAAUUGCCAGAGCUCGUGGACAAAUGCGUAUACGUACAGAAUCGAGCUUUUUAGAGCCAAGAUUUGCUUCGCUCUACGCCUAUGGAUGUCAUCCAAAUCGUCAUGACAAACAGCUUAAAAGACAGGACAAAUGGCCACCUUAUUAUCCUCCUCGUGACGAACUUUCUGUAUUAUCAGCUGAACCGCGUCGUUUAUUCACCGUCUCCGAGGAUGUAGAUCUAUCAAUAGCAAAUGAAAGUCGAGUUGCACGUACUUCAGGUGGACAAAUAAGAAACUUGAGUAACUGGAGAAAUAAUCUUUGGAUCACUAAAUCAGCUGUACGUCGAAGAAGAGGAAUUACAAAACGUAAUACGAACGAUAUAACAACGAUUGUAACUAAAAAAGAUAAUAAAGAUCAUACUGAGGAUCGUCAAGGAUCUAAUGGUACAUCAACGGAGAUCGAAAUAACACCGGGUGAUUUUGUAACUGCAUUGGUCAAUAGUAAAAAACUUUUAGAGGCGAAAGAAUCGAUGAAUGAAUCAACGACGACAACCACGACCAUUGAUCUUCUUGAUCAUUCUGUUAAUUUAUUAAAAAACGAAACUAUUGACGAUUGCCACGAAGAAAAAUCAAAUUUCAAAAGGGAAUACACCUUUAAUGAACCACCAAGAGUAGAAUCUAGGGAAACUCUUUUAUUGGAUGAAAAUAUUUAUGAUGCUUUUAUGGUUGGUCUUAAUGACGACGAGGACAACGUUGACAAUAAUGACGACGAUAAUGGUAAUAAUCGAAGUUGGCAAUCAAAGGAAUAUAUUGCCAGAGAAAUGGAAGAUAUUUUUCUUCGUGGUGCCAGUAGAACAUUGACCAGUUAUAUUGAACGACAAUUACAUCCUGCUAUCAAGGAAGCUCUUAUGAUUUCUAUGGGAUAUACCAUUAGUUAUGGAUAGAUCGUAGAUAUGUAGAUAGAUACUAACUACAUCGAAUCGGUGUAAUUACAAUUAGUUAUUUAUUAGCAAUAAAUAUAUUAUUGUUUGUCUCUUCGAA